Molecule: messenger RNA, 540 nt
Organism: Arachis ipaensis
Lineage: Eukaryota; Viridiplantae; Streptophyta; Magnoliopsida; Fabales; Fabaceae
Source: RefSeq, a predicted model, not a curated record
GUUUCUUAAUAACUAGGAGUCUAGCACUGUAACCUAUGAAAACCAAGCUUGUUCUCUUCAUUAUUCUGCUCUCUCUAUGCACCAACAUAUUAGCUGCUCUGUCCAGAGAUGAGGAGCAGGAAGAAGAAGACCCUGAGCUCACAACAUGCCUGCACCAGUGUGGCCAACAGCAACAGUAUUCGAAGAGUGACAAGCGAGCAUACGUUCGCAGUUGCAAGAGGUACCAUCAAAUAAAGAAAGAGCGAGAAGAAGAAGAGGGAACCACGAUGGAGAAUCAAAAUCCUUAUGUGUUUGAUAAUGAAGAUUUUAGGACCAGGUUGGACACACAAGACAGAAGAGUUCAGGAUCUGAACAAGUUCACUAGAAGAUCUAAGCUCCUCAAAAGCAUUAGCAAUUAUGUUUUGGUCACUAUGGAAGCUAAGGGAGAGCGGUAAUUGGGUUGGUGAGAGAAGACAAAACGGAUAGGUUCAACCUUGAAGAUGGAGACAUGAUGAGGGUAGCAGCAGGCACACUAGUUUAUUUCGUUAACAAAAAUGAGAA